Tupaia belangeri chinensis (Chinese tree shrew) is the source of this 1039-nucleotide messenger RNA. RefSeq names its product IZUMO family member 4 (gene IZUMO4). Gene Ontology annotation, cellular component: nucleus. Bases 1 to 858 code for a protein of 285 amino acids. The transcript has 11 exons. The record is from RefSeq and is a predicted model, not a curated record. Lineage: Eukaryota; Metazoa; Chordata; Mammalia; Scandentia; Tupaiidae.
AUGCCAGGUGGGGCCCUGCCGGUGAAGGCCUCAAGGUGGCCUCAAACCCCCGAGCAACACCCCUCGGCCAGCACCACAGCCCCCACUGCGGGAGGCAGCUUCUUCCCGGACUCCCCACACCCACCACCAUGGGCCAGCUCCUGCAGCCUGAAGGCUCCCCGGGGCGCUGUGGGUUGCCCGGCGGCCGGCGGCGGGCGGGCCAGGGCCCUGCUGCUCUGCCUGGGCAUGACUGCGGCGCUGGCCCGCGGCUGCCUGCACUGCCACGAUAGUUUCGCUGAUAAGUUCUCCUUCUACCGCCACCACGUGAACCUCAAGUCCUGGUGGGUGGGCGACAUCCCCGUGUCGGGGUCGCUGCUCGACGACUGGAGCAAGGAUACGAUGAAGGAGCUGCACCUGGCCAUUCCUGCGGAGAUCACCCGGGAGAAGCUUGACCUCGUGGCGUCGGCUGUGUACCAGCGGUUGGAUCGGCUGUACCAGGGGAAGAUGUACUUCCCGGGGUACUUCCCCAACGAGCUGCGGGCCAUAUUCCGGGAGCAGGUGCACCUCAUCCAGAACGCCAUCAUCGAAAGCCGCAUCGACUGUCAGCGUCACUGUGGCAUCUUCCAGUACGGGACCAUCUCCUGCAGCAACUGCACGAACUCGCACGUCGUCUGCUUUGGCUACAACUGCCAGUCGUCGGCACAGUGGGAGAAGGCCGUGCAGGGCCUCCUCACGUACAUAAAUAAGUGGCACAAAGAAGACGCCAACACAAGAACCACGCCGGCCUUCCUGAACUCUCCGAGCUUCACGUGUCUGGAGCCCCAGCACCUGGCCAACCUGACUCUGGAAGACGCCUCUGAGUGCCUGACACAGCACUGAGGGCCGCGCCGGGACGCGGAGCCAGCCUGUCUCUGAGCAGGGCACUGCUGUCACAGGUCCCCGGCCCGGCCCCUCCGGGGCUCCUGGUGGGGUGGGUGGGGGAAUGUGUGUGCAGAGCCGGGACCUGGGCUGGGCCCCAGGGCUAUUCUGAUGGAAUGAUUAAAGUGCUUGGGCUCUCCCA